UUGACAUUCCAAUUCUAAUCCCAGUCCUCAUGGGUGCACGAUUAUCCUUGUUGGCCCCAUCCGCGCCCACAAUUGCCGUAUCCUCGUACGUCGAUGUUUUAAAUGGUGUCCAGUACAUUGAGGUUGUGAAUAACUCGCGGUUUCUUAAAACAAUUAAAGCCGUUGAUAAAACUUCAGGCUGUUUAAUAAUUAUUAAGAUUCUUAUCAAGCCAGCUGGUAACAGUGCAAUCAACUUACAUGAUGUUGCCGAGUUACUAGCUAAGGAGUCGUCCAUUUUGGCCGCCCCUAUAGCUUCAGUCCUUCCCUGGAGUAGAAUCAUUGAAACCGAUCGGGCUGGUUAUUUGAUCCGUCAACAUUUAAAGACAAACUUAUAUGAUCGUUUGUCACUCCGACCAUUUCUUGAACCAGUGGAGAAGCUUUUCCUAGUCUAUCAGAUGAUCCGGGUGGUUCGUGACAUCCACCAAUUGAAAAUCCAUCAUGGUGAUCUUCGUUUAGAAAAUUUCCUUGUCACCCUGUGGAACUGGCUUAUGUUGACUGACUUUGCCACUUAUGUGAAGCCUACAUUCUUGCCCGAGGAUAAUCCUACAGAAUUCCUGUUCUACUUUGACAGUUCCGGUCGAAGAGUCUGUUACCUUGCCCCAGAACGGUUUUACCCUCUGGUUGCAACUGGCCCCACUCAACAGAAUAAUAUGAGCGAUGACGGUAAAUAUAGUGGCCGAGACGCCCUAACCGAUGAAAUGGACUUAUUUUCCCUUGGAUGUGUGAUAACAGAACUAUAUAUGGAGGGAGAGCCAAUGUUUACAUUGUCACAAUUGUUUAAAUACAUGAGAGGUGAAUAUACACCUGACCUUCUGUCAGUGGGGGAUCCUAAAAUUAAACAAAUUAUUCUUGCAUUAACCUCGCUUGACCCUGAGAAGAGAACAAGUGCAGCAGAACUUUUAGAGCUGGAUGUUUUCCCCUCAUUCUUUGGUGACUUCUUGUACGAUUUUAUGGCUGGUUUGAACAAUAAUGACACUUUCAUGGUACCUAUGGGCAAUGACAAUGUUUGCGCCAGUGACUUGAAGGUGGAUAUGAUAUAUGCAAGGGUAAUAGCUGCUCUGGCGAAGACAGUGGGUCAAUCAACUACAAACACAAGCGCAUAUGUAUUUGAUGGGUCUGUUGAAGCUGCAGGACUGCUUAUACGGCCUCAUAACCCACUGGCUUUGAAAGAAUCUCCUUCUGACCAUUCAAGGCGAAAUAUUGCAAAUGAUGACAUUAAUCUGGAUCGAAAUUUUCAGAAAUCACCCUCUGCCCUUCCACUCAAAUUGAAUCUCCCUGGAGGCCCAACUAAUUACACCAUUUCACCAACUCCAACAAUUACAUCCGCAUCUUAUGAUUACCCAUUGAUCAUUUUAAAUAUUAUAUUUUCUCUCCUCAAAACUAUGAGGCGACCAUCCUCAAAGCUUAAGGCAUGUGAACUUAUUCUUUUACUUUCAGAACGAAUUACCGAUGAAUGUAAAUUGGAUAGAUCGUUGCCAUACUUGUGUUAUAUUCUAGAUGAGUAUAUUGAAGGAACAACAAACGCAAAUAAUUCCAAUUCAAGUACUAUCGGUGCUUUUUCCUCGGAUUCAACUUCCCUGGUUUCCACCACGGUUGCUUGUUAUGCACUCAAGGCCAUAACAACUCUUUUAAUGUCAUGUACACGAAUUACUCCAUUAAACGCACUUCUAUUUCCAGAGUACAUCCUUCCAAAACUUUCAAAUCUUUUGAAUAUUUCUAGCUCAUCAGGUGAAGAGAAAAUUUUGGUUAGAACUACCAUAGCUACAUGCUUGCCUCAAUUGGCAUUUGUUGCAAAGAAAUUCUGGACAAUUUCUAAAACAUUUGACAAUGAACCUUCACAUUUUCUUCAUGAUACCAAUAUUGAUUCAAAUAAUAGCUUUAGUAUUUCUAAAGAGCAAUUGGAUGAAGAUUUUGAAUAUUUGGCACUUGCCCUUUUGGUUGAUUCGAAUCCAUUGGUUAAAAUUAAUUUGGUUGAUAAUAUUCUCCCUCUAUGUGAGUACUUUGGAGUGGAUAAAACAAACGAUUUAAUCUUGCCUCAUCUUAUUACGUAUUUAAAUGAUUCAGAUACUCAAUUGAGACUUUUCUUCUUGGAUAGUCUUGUUGAACUCAGUCCAUUUAUUGGGGUUUUGGCCUUUGAGCAAUACCUAUUGCCACUUCUUAUUCAAACCCUUUGCGAUCAAGAGCUUUUUGUGAUAUUGAAAGUGUUGGAGAUCUUUUGCAAUGUCAUAAAGAACAGGCUUAUCAAUCCAAAUGCCGAAUUCAAUGCAUUGAAUAUGUACAAUGAAAUCCUUACAAAUUGUGUACAUUUGAUAUUACAUCCAAAUGAAUGGGCCAGACAGUCUGUUCUAAAUGUAAUACUUGCCGUUAGCGAUAACUUAACAGAUGCAGAAAGGUACUGUUUUCUUUUCCCGCUCAUCAAAACAUACUUAUCGUAUGACGUUACACAAUUUACUUGGAAUACCCUUUACCCUUGUUUGACAAAGCCACUCACAAAACCUGUAUUUGAGUUGGCGAUCACUUGGAGUAUUCAAUCUACUGGGAAAUCAUUGUUUUGGAAACAAUCAUCAUUCACCAAGUCUGUCAAAGGUAUGGCUCGUUCUGUAUACGCGCCAAACAAGGAAGUCACUUUUACAACCUCUAAUGGUAGAAAUUCUACAGUCCCACUCUCUCCAGAAGAUAAACAAUGGCUUUUCAAAUUAAAAUCGGUAGGGUUGGAACAUAGAGAACUUUGGAAGAUAUUUGUUAUGAGAGAUUUCAUAUAUCGACUUAGUAGAGCCAAGUCAGGUACCAAACUCCUUAAUCAUUUCCCUCUGGUUGAUAUGAUUCCCAGGAACAUUUUCUUUGAGCUAUUUUACAAAUCAGAGCCUAUAGGAAGUAGUACAACGGAAACAAAUGUAUUGACCAAGGAGAGGAGAGAUUCGAAUUCGUUACUUUUACCAAACUUUGGCAAGGUUAAAGCAUCUGUACAAACAGUCCAAGCCAAUGUAUUUGCAGAAUUGGACAAUGAAACACAUCCGCAUAAUCAUAACUCUUAUGGACAGGCGCCUGUACAAGGUCAAGGAAAUAGCCAUGGACAUAAUAAAGUAUUCAGUGUGAACAAUGAAAAGGUGAUCACUGCGAAUAUUCGUCACAGUUACUCUGGUUAUAAUCCAUAUAUGCUUAACUACCUUCAUUCACGGGAAUUCCAACCAUCUAUUGAUUCCUUCUCUGAAUUUGGACCCUUAAUUAAAACAUCACGGAUAGGAUCAACACAACCGGAUUGGAAACCUAAAGGUAUUUGUGUUGCACAAAUAAAUACUAAUGUAGGGAAUGAUAUUGACGGUAUAACUUGUUUGGCCAUGUGUGAUACCAAAGAAUUUUUUGUUACUGGAUCAGAAUCUGGAUUAUUAAGGGUUUGGGAUUGUUGUAAGCUUGAAAAGAAUGUUAUUGUGAAAAAUGCAAACCUUGUAUUGACUAUGGGUGCAAGAAUUACUUCUAUCAAAUUUAUUCCAAGACGUUAUGUAUUUACUGUUACCACUUCUGAUGGGUAUGUUCGACAUUAUCGAGUAGAUAUAGUCCGCGGGAAAUCUAAAAAGAUUAUCAAAUACAACAAAUGUGCUUUGAUACGUGAGUACCAUCUUCCUAUUGCUGAACAAGGGUAUUUCAUUUCAUGUGAGUAUAUGGUUGGUGCAUCUAAAGCACUUCUUGUGGGGAUUACAUCUACUGGGAAGAUAAUUGGACUUGACAUUAUCAAGAUGGAGAAAGUAUUCGAAAUGCAAAACAGUUUGCUUCAUGGAACCCCGACUAGUUUUGUCGUUGAUCGUCAACUUUGUUGGUUGCUUGUGGGUACUAACAAGGGGGUUCUCAGUCUUUGGGACUUGCGAUUCGAGACAUUGGUGAAGUCUUGGGAAAUUUGCACUGACAGUACGGGUGAAGGUUCCGGGCUCCCAAUAAAGCAGCUAGUUAAUGUACCAUCUAAGGAUCCCAAACAACCGUACCAUGUGGCAAUUAUAGGAGGUACUGGCGAAUCCGAUGUCUCUGUAUGGGACAUGACUUCAUUUCAAUGUCGCCAGGUUUUCAGCUCAUACGUGACAAAUCCUCAUGUGAAAACAUACCAACUUAAGGAAAUAGAUAAUCGUCCUGAAUCGACCAUUAGUAAACUUCUCAAGAGUAUUGACAUAGACGAUGAAGCCGAUGAAGGAAAUCAGCAGGUAACAGCUCGUGAUAGUAUGGCAUGCAUACUGGGGGUGAUAUCUGAACGGUACCUUUUGAGUGCAACAUCAGAUAAACGUAUCAUUUACUGGGAUACUCAAGAUCCAGUAUCAUCUGUGACUUUGAAUAAACCAGACGGUCAAGCCGUACAUUUCACUAACCGAGCUACCAAUCGUGGUCUCAAUCUCGUAAAUGAACGGUUUGGAGAAAAUAAGAAUGUACAUGUAGGGCCAAAGUCUACUGCCCAUCAAGAUACAAUAACAGGAUUGGCUACAGGAAAUAUCCCCUAUGAUUUGGUGGUCUCCACUGAUCGGAACGGGAAUAUUCAUUUAUACAUGUAAAUUUACU
[Candida] anglica is the source of this 4578-nucleotide messenger RNA. The record is from the annotation of a GenBank genome assembly. Lineage: Eukaryota; Fungi; Ascomycota; Pichiomycetes; Serinales; Debaryomycetaceae.